This is a messenger RNA of Phytomonas sp. EM1, 3288 nucleotides long. The record is from the annotation of a GenBank genome assembly. NCBI's taxonomy places the organism in Eukaryota, Euglenozoa, Kinetoplastea, Trypanosomatida, Trypanosomatidae.
AUGUUUAACGGCGUUUCUGGUAACAACGAGCUAUUGUUUAAUGUUCUAAGUAUUGUGCAGACAUCUGGGGAGCCCAUUGUUUGCCCCACGCUUUCACUGCUUGGUGACCUAGAGACAUUUGUCAAUGAGGUAAGGCGCCGCGCCCUACGCAUUGCGGCAUUUCCAAGCGGAGGAAUCACUAUUUUCCCAAUUAUUCCAGUGGAAGAGCUCGAUUUAAUCCAAAUAUGUGAGGAUUACUGUCGUUUGGAAACCGAUGUAGAUCGCGCCAAUAUGCGAUAUAACCUUUACCUCCGAGAGUAUCCUUUGUUUGAUUCUCAAUCCUAUAGUCGUGAUGCGCUUUAUCAUCCAGCGGAUUGCGUAGUAAGACUCGCAGAGCUUUGCCUUAAAGUCGUUCGGAUGCCACAAACUAACUUUAUGAAGUUAGUAGCAUAUACACCUUAUCUACAUAUCGAUCAAAUUAAAUUGCUAUGUAAGACUAUUUAUUUUCGUUUACACCCAAAUAUUGUACAAGAAACGAAUCCCGCCAGCGAGCAACUGGGGCACAGAGUUCAUUACCCCAACACAGGGCUUUCGAUUAAUGAAUCGACUGAAGGUAAGGCCGGUUGGCAGCCAUUUAGCUCGGUCAAAUUGGAUGAGCUUUUUCAACGAGGUGCAAUUGAAUCAACAAAAGAAAACGAGGAAGUGGGGGAAGACUUGACGGGUCAGGAGCAGGUGGACGAUGCGGGUGAAGAAGCUGAAUACUUGAGCGAAAGUGAUUAUGAACUUGUUACUUACAGCUCCACGUUUUACAACGGUGAGGAUGAAAAGAAACGCUUAGCUGCAGUUUACAUACCAGGUGGCAUUAGCCCGAGUAUUUGCCAAACCGCUUCUCGCACGCUCGAGUCCGCUGCUACUCGGAAUAAUUUGAGAGCUGCCACCAAUGGUGGAACACCUCCGGAAACUGGUAUUGUUGGAUACUAUGACUAUCUAACCAAUCCAACCCAACACAAAUGCAGAGAGACUCAGUUCAUGCGUAAAAAUUGGAGUCAGGUGAUGACCGGUUGUAAAGGCCUAAUACAAUCACUUGACAACUUGUAUCGCUCCCGUGCCCCAGUGCACUACAGUCUCCAGCGCAUUGCAAUUCCUCCGCAUUUUGAGCUAUUUGGUAGCGUUUUUAGCACUAUGACGGUUAAUCGUAACUUCAGGACUGCUGUGCACACAGACAGUGGUGAUUUUCGCUGUGGGCUCGGUGCCCUCUGCGUCAUAGACGGGGAAUUUGAUGGUUGCCAUCUAGCAAUUAAACCACUCAAAAAGGCAUUUCGCUUAAAGACAGGAGAUGUCUUGUUCUUCGACACGAGUCUCGAGCACGGCAACACAGAGGUGCUAAAUCCAGAAUGUGCCUGGAGGCGAAUUAGUGUCGUCUGCUACCUUCGCAACGGCUUAAUGUCGUCUGUGUGUGAACUAGAGCGACGUAAGCAUCUCAAUCGACUCAUCGUAGACAAGCUAGCAAACGCCCAAGCGCUAGAAUCGAUUGUUAAUAUAAAUGGAGUCGAUGAAACUCUACCGCCGCUGUAUGUACCUGCGGGGCUCGUCAACAGGCUUGCACCAGUCCAACUCUCCGCGCUGAACUUCGCCGCAGAGCGGGGAGGCAGAAAUAGCGGUUGCGUACUUGCUAUGACGAUGGGAAUUGGUAAGACCUUAGUUGCACUCACGCUUUGUUUUUCUUAUUUCUUCCGCUAUCCCAACCGUGACAUUCUUGUUCUUGCCCCAAAACCAAUUAUCAGCCAUUGGGUACAGGAGCAAAAGAAGUGGGAAAGCUAUGGCCUUCAAUUCAACAGGCUUGUUGCCUCAGAUCGUGCUGACGCAAAGGAGUUUGAUGAAAAAUUGAACCUUUUUGAUAGACAGCUAAGUGGAGACCAACGUAAGGAAGGCCAUUUGUUCAUUCUCAACCCAGAGUAUUUGAUGUCCACUUUUUCGAAGCGAUUCAAACGAUUUGAUCCGCAGAUUAUUAUUGUCGACGAAGGUCACAGAGUGGCCACUAAGGGAAACAAGCUUAUAGAAUCACUUUCAAAGUACAAGUGUCCUUUGCGUGUCGUGCUUUCAGGGACGCCAUUGCAAAACAAUACCAAAGAGCUAUAUCGGCUGGUCAGCUGGGUGAAUCGAGAGAUUUGUAAAGUGAUUCCAGAACGCCUGUUUGAUGAUUUUGCAAAUGAUAUCAGCAGAUACGUGGCUGGUGAUGAUAAUCUAUUUAAAAAAGCCCUGAUAGCUCAGCAGUUCAUUCAGGAUUGGAUGAAGGGCUUCAUAUUUCGUGAGAUGAAAGUUGACCUUCCCCCAUUACACGACUACAUACUGAUUUGCAAUAGUUCGGAAGCUCAGCGAUGCCUAGAAAAGGAGAUCGGUGUCAGGAGAGACGCAGGCAUAAUGAAAGCAACUGACCAUCGCCCCUCCCACCUAUCUGCGCAUCCUCUUUGCUAUUUAGCAUAUAUUAUUGGAGGAUAUCAAUCUUUGUCUAAGUUAAGUACCAGACAUGAAAGAGGUGAAAGUUCGAUCCGCGGUUCUAAGGAUAAAUUCCUUGAGGUGGAACGUUACCACAACAUUGUUCAAAAUGGAGAAAUAGAUCUCUUUACUGCCUCGAGCGGUAAACUAACUGCUCUCAUCAAAAUCGUCCAGCAGGUUCAAACAAAAGGGGAAAAGGUAAUCAUAUUUUCUCAAUAUAUUGGAGCCCAAGAUAUCAUUCACAGAACACUCACAGCCUAUAAAAUAUCCACUUUCACGGUUCGUGGUCGGGACUCGCAGGGCCGGCGUCAGUACGCCAUUGAGUUAUUUUCGCAGAGCGACGAGAUGGUCGCCCUAGUGCUAUCUACAAAGGUUGCUGCUUUUGGACUAGACUUCACUGCAGCCAACCACGUCAUCUUGUUUGACACAUGGUGGAAUCCACAAGUCGAUGCUCAGGCGGUGGCAAGGGCCUACCGACGAAAUCAACAAAAGCCUGUCACUGUUUACCGGUUGGCUUCUUGGCUAGAAGGAGGAUCGAUUCUGAAAAUGCAAACACGGAAGAUGGCACUAUUUAACUGUAUUAUGCAUGAGAAGACUAGCCGUAGCGCCCACUCAAACGAAAUUCACGAUUGUUCGGACAGUGAGCCGAAUCCCGAUAAAAAGAUGUUAUGGCAAAGUCUCAAGGAAUCGUUGCUAGAAGGUGGUUAUCCUGUUCUCCAGGCUGUCUACCUUUACCGAGAUACUGUAAAAGAUACUGAUUUAUCGAGAGAUGAGUUAGAUGAUUUUAAUGACGAAACUACAACUACAUUUUGA